Mesocricetus auratus (golden hamster) is the source of this 2761-nucleotide messenger RNA. Its product is annotated as zinc finger protein 54-like. The transcript is spliced from 5 exons. The record is from RefSeq and is a predicted model, not a curated record. Gene Ontology annotation, biological process: negative regulation of transcription by RNA polymerase II; regulation of immune system process; regulation of cytokine production. NCBI's taxonomy places the organism in Eukaryota, Metazoa, Chordata, Mammalia, Rodentia, Cricetidae. Bases 290 to 1960 code for a protein of 556 amino acids.
GCUGAGCAAGGGAUCCUCAGCCCGCGGGUGCCCGUUACCCGUUUUCUGCUGUUGCCCCGGGUCCCGCACGGUGGGAACCGCGCUGCAGACCCGGGUGCGGGGGACACGGCGGGCGCCGCGGGGACCUGGAGACUCCGGAGCCGCAGUGUCCGCGCGGGGCGGCCUGGGAAAGUCAGCGUCAGCAGCAGCGCAGUGGCGGGAACCGCAGCCCGGCGGCCCUGGAACCUCCCAGGGCUCAUUGGUCACCCAGACCUGCUCACCUGUGGAGCUCAACAAAGGGGCCUGGAAGAUGGAGGAGGAAGAGACAGUGACUAAGGAUCCAGGGAAGCAAGCCAUCUAUUCCUUGUUCCUGAAAGAGAAACUCAAAGAAGAGAAACAGAAAGAAAUGGCUGAUUCUCCAAUUAAUCUGUUCCAGGGUCUGCUGACAUUCAGGGAUAUAGCAGUGGACUUCUCCCAGGAGGAGUGGGAAUGCCUGGACUCUGCUCAGAGGGCUUUGUACAUUGAUGUGAUGUCUGAGAAUUACAACAACCUGAUCUAUGUAGAGAACUAUUACAAAUAUGAUCCUGUCCAUCACCAUGUGAAGACUGAAAAGGAGUCUUGUCAGUGUGAUGAGCUUGACAAAGUGCUUCAUGACCCCUCCACAUGGGCACUUCAUAGAACAAGUGAAACUCCAGAAAACACUAAUAACUACACAUGCAGUGGUCACAGGGAUGCCUCUGUUGACUCACCAAACCCAGACAGACAUGAAAGCAUUCACACUGGAGAAGAACCUUGCCAAUCUAAAGAUUGUGAGAAAUCUUUACAUUUGUGUUCCAACAUUACUCAAGAUCAGAGAGUCUACACUGCAGAGAAAGAGCACAGACAGGGAGAAUAUGAUAACUAUUUUGUGUCUACAAACAAUCUUGUGCAACAACCAAUCCACAUUGGAGAGAAACCACACCAAUGUGAAAAAUGUGGGAAAUACUUCAGUACUGCCUCAAGCCUCACUGAACAUCAGAGAAUUCAUACUGGAGAGAAACCUUAUAAAUGUGAGAACUGUGACAAAUGCUUUACUGUGAAGUCAACUCUUACAAAGCAUCAAAGAAUUCAUACUGGAGAGAAACCCUACAAGUGCAACGUUUGUGACAAAUCCUUCACCCAGUACUCAAGUCUGAAAACACAUCAAAGACUCCAUACUGGAGAGAAGCCUUACAAAUGCAGUGAGUGUGACAGAUCCUUUACCCACUAUUCGUCAUUUAGAAGACAUCAGAAAACUCAUUCUCUAGAGGAAUUGUACAAAUGCAAAGAAUGUGGUAAGUCCUUUCUUGAAGUAUCACAUCUUAAAAGGCAUUACAGAAUCCAUACUGGAGAGAAGCCUUACAAAUGUGAGGUAUGUGACAAAUACUUUAAUAUGUCAUCAAAUCUUAGAAAUCAUCAGAAAAUUCAUACUGGAGAGAAACUCUACAAAUGUGGAGAAUGUGACAAAUCCUUUAGCCUUGACUCGUAUCUUAGAAUACAUCAGAGAAUUCAUACCGGGGAGAGACCUUACAGAUGCAGAGAUUGUGGAAAGUCAUUUCUUCAGUUGUCAGCACUUAAACGCCAUCAGAAAAUUCAUACUAGAGAGAAACUUUACAGAGAUAGGAAAUGUGACAAAUCCUUUCCUGAGGACUCACAUCUUAGAACACAUCAGAGAGUUCAUUCUGGGGAGAAAAUUUACAGAUGUAAAGAAUGUGACAAGUCUUUUACUGAGUGCUCAACUCUUAGACAACAUCAGAAAAUGCAUACUGGAGAGAGACCUUACAAAUGUAUGGAAUGUGACAAGUCCUUUACCCUUAACUCAUAUCUUAGAACACAUCAAAAAGUUCAUACUGGAGAAAGACCAUACAAAUGCAAAGAAUGUGACAUGUCCUUUAUCCGAAUAUUUAAUCUUAAAAGACAUCAGAAAAUUCAUAGUGGUGAGAAAAAAUACCAUUGCAAAUAAUAUGAUAUAGCUUUUUUUUUUUCUUUGAGACAGGGUUUCUCUGUAUUUUGGAGGCUGUCCUGGAACUCGCUCUGUAGACCAGCCUGGCCUCGAACUCACAGAGAUCCGCCUGCCUCUGCCUUUUGAGUGCUGGGAUUAAAGGUAUGCACCACCAACGCCCAGCUAAUACCAUAUAGCUUUUAGCUUUAACUGCAGGUCUCUGCUUAGAAAUCACAACAAUAGAAACAAAGAUAAGGAACUUGUGAAUGCCUUAAAUGUUAAAUUUCACAGAAUUUAUAUGAAAAUAACAUCAGCAAAAGUAACUAGGAAAGGUUUUUGGAGGGUGUGUUUCUAUGAUUGCACUGUAUGUGAGUAUUUCUGUGCACUGGAGAGGCCAAAAAUGCUUAUCAGAUUUCCCUAAAUCUGGAUUAACAGAAAAUUGUGUGCUGGUAUGCAUGUUUGGAAUUGAACCCAGGUCCUCUGGAAGAGUAGACAUUGCUCUUAGCCACUAAGCCAUAUAUCUCCAGCGCCUUGGAAAAGCUGUAAUGAAAACAUUUAUCCUGUUCAACAUGUAAUGAUUCAUAGUAAUGAUGAGCGAGGUGGCAGGAGCCUUUAAUAUAAUCCCUCAGGAGGCAAAGCCAGGAAGAUCUCCUUGAGUCAGAGGUCAUCCUGGUCUACAUAAGUGAGUUGCUAGCAAUAAGCAACAACAAAAUAUGAGGACAAAAUGUUGUAACAUAAAAAAUGUGACAAAAAACACUAAUUUUGAUGUGCAUCACAAAAUAUAUAGUUCUGAGAAACUAUAUAAAGGUAUAUCAUAUAUAA